Molecule: messenger RNA, 1209 nt
Organism: Caretta caretta (loggerhead turtle)
Lineage: Eukaryota; Metazoa; Chordata; Testudines; Cheloniidae
Source: RefSeq, a predicted model, not a curated record
CAGAAAAUACAGAGAGCGAGAGAAACAGCGACAAGGCCCCAAAGCAAGCAACUGCCAUAAAUGCAAGCUGCUGCUCCUUCUCUGCAAGUCCUUAGGUUACACUUUAGUCACGUUGUCAAGCUCUUUUCUGCAACCAUGACAGCUAAGGGUCUUGGAUAUUCACAUGACUCAGGAAGCAAGGGCUUUAAGGGCAAUGUCUGCUGUGUGGCUACAUGUUGGACAAUGUGGCAAUCAGAUUGGCGAGGAGUGGUGGCAGAUCCUAACCAGUGAGAAGGUGCCGCAUGCAGAGACUGACAGGCACGUUGACGGCGUCCUCCUGUUCCAGAACGAUGCCGUGCUGAGGAGGACAGCAGCUCUCCUUGCAAGGAAAGAGCCAGUGUCUGACAUGCAGCCCCAGGUCUCCCUCUCCGCCAUGAACACCUACGUUGCUUCCUGCCUUGCUGGGCUGCUUUACCUUCUCAAGGCUUUCACCACAGGAAGUGGGAUCAGCAUGGGGACGGAACCCUGGGAGCUGCUGAGGUCUGUCUGCCCCAUGCCGACUAUGAAAUUCCUUCACAUUCCUCAAGCCUGCAAGAGGGGGACAGUAUUUUGGGACAGCCUGGCAUUGUCCGUUGUGCAUUCAUUGCCGCGUGCGUCUCACGCAGGACGGCCCCAUUAUAGCACCUCUGUGCUCGCUGUAGCCCACAGCUACCAAGAGGACACCUUUCUUCUGUCCCGUGACUCGGUGCUGAGGAAGUUGAAGCAAGCCUACCGCUGUGUUCCUUGGAAUCCCUUCCCUCUCAGCUGCUGGACAGCCUCUCUCAACAUCGUGGAGCCUGGAUGUCAGAGUCACUCGCUGACUGUCUGCGCCAACCACAGCAGCUCAGCGGAACUCCUGCAGCAGGUGGUGGCCAGAGCAGAGGCAAUGUACAAGACCAACGCCUGCCUCCACUGGUACUGGCGAUAUGGCUGCGAGGAGGAGGAUUUCCAGCAGGCCUUCGAGACGCUCUGCUCUGUGGCAGACGAUUACAGCCGGCUGGGAGAAUAACGCUGUCUGCUUUGGCACUUCCAGGCUGCUGGCUGUCAGCCUUCCUCCUGAGAGCCCGGAGAACCUCCAGGAAAGAUCGUGCCAAGGUCUCUGGGAAAGGGGUGGUUCUGCGUUGAGGGGGAUGCUGCUGUAAAUCAAUACUGUGACACAUAACACUAGACAAAUAGAAUCGCCUCUCAGCC